AUGAGGGCUGGUGUUGAUGUCUUUGCUCUUGACUAUGAUGCUAUUAUUGCUGCCAUGUAUGCAUUGACUGUUAGUGCCGAGGGAGACUGUUACUUGUGUGUGCCGCCUGACCCAGGUAUAGAGCCCGCUGCCCUGGGUACUAGUGAGUCUGCUCUCUCUGGUAUGGUGCCCCCUGUACUUGCUCCCCCCAGUGCUGUCCCGGCUAGUUUCGAGUCUGCUCUCUCAGGUGCUUCCCGUUGCUUCUUUCGUGACAGUACUGAGCUCACACCGCUUCCUGCACCGGUCCCAGUCUCCUUGGCUGACCCCUCUGGGGGCCCAGUCCUUGCCCAGUCCACCACUGUCCUCCCUUGUCCGGCGGUUCCGUCUGGCUCGUUGUCGGGUUUCCACCUCCCCUCGUUCUCGACGAACCUGGUGAGCAACGCUGUCCUCCAGGAUCAGUGGGUUGACACCUUUACCCCUGGCGGACAGCGUGUGGCGAUCUGCACGUGCUCCAGGACCGGCCGUCACCUGGCUACGUUUACCCGUCGGCCGGGGUCGAGUCUCUACACACUGACCACUGCGUCUCCCCAGGUAGCUGCUGUCGGUCAGGUGUCUGCGUCAGGUCUGGUGGCCCACGCCUGUGAGUGUCGUUCCCUGUCGCACCAGACUCUUCUCUGGCACCACCGCCUGGGUCACCCCUCCUUGCCACGCCUUCGUGGCAUGCACCGUCGCCUCCUUGUGUCCGGUCUUCCCAGGUCCCUCCCUCCCCUCCCUGCCUCGCCUGCGCCGCCUUGCCUUCCUUGCGUCGAGGGGCGGCAGCGCGCCGCUCCUCACUCCUCCUCGUUCCCCCCGACAGAGGCUCCUCUGGAGACCCUCCACCUGGACGUGUGGGGCCCAGCCCGCGUUCGUGGUCAGGGCGGUGAGCGGUACUUUUUGCUGGUUGUCGACGACUACUCGCGUUACACCACGGUCUUCCCCUUGCGCACCAAGGGUGAGGUCCCUGCUGUUCUGAUCCCUUGGAUCCGCACCGUUCGUCUCCAGCUCCGCCGCCGUUUCCGGACGGAUCUUCCUGUCCUGCGUCUGCACUCUGACAGAGGUGGUGAGUUUUCCUCCGAUCUCUUGAGGACCUUCUGUCAGGCGGAGGGCAUCGAGCAGACCUUCACGCUUCCGGACUCCCCACAGCAGAAUGGGGUUGCUGAGCGCCGCAUUGGCCUGGUCAUGGAGGUCGCUCGUACCUCCUUGGUCCACGCGGCGGCUCCCCAUUUUCUGUGGCCGUUUGCUGUCCGGUACGCCGCGCAUCAGCUCAACCUCUGGCCCCGUGUCUCCUUACCGGAGACCUCGCCCACACUGCGUUGGACGGGGGAGGUUGGCGAUGCGUCGCGCUUCCGGGUGUGGGGUGCUCGUGCCCUUGUCCACGAUACGUCCGCGGACAAGCUCUCCUCCCGCACGCUUCCCUGUGUCUUCCUUGGCUUUGUCCCUGACGCGCCUGGCUGGCAGUUUUACCACCCCACCUCGCGCCGGGUCUUCGCCUCUCAGGAUGUCACCUUUGACGAGUCGGUCCCUUUUUACCGUCUCUUCCCCUACCGCACUGCCCCCCUCCCUCCCCCGCCGCUUUUCCUUGCUCCUGGUCCCCCUCCGGUAGACCCCCUUCCCCCUCAGGGUCCUGCUCCUUCAGGUGUCUCUCAGGUAGACCCUCCUCCCGUCGCUGAGCCUGUCGAGGUCACAGGUGACUCAGGUGCUGCUGCGGGUGGUGCUGCUGGGAGUGCUGAGCCUGGGGGUGCUGAGCCUGGGGGUGCUGGGCCUGGGGGUGCUGGGGCUGCAGGUGCUGGGACUGAGGGUGCUGGAGCUGAGGGUACGGUGCCUGAGAGUACGGAGCCUGGGGGUGCUGCGCCUGGGGGUGCUGAGCCUGGGGGUGCUGCGACUGGGGGUGCUGAGCCUGCGGGUACUGAGCCUGCGGGUACUGAGCCUGGGGGUGCUGCUACUGAGCCUACGGAGCCUCGGGUUACUGCGUCUGGGGGUGCUCCGGUUCGGGGUGCUGAGCAGUCUCUCACACCGCAGCAGCUUCGUGACUGGUACGUCCGACGCUUUCGCCGUCCUAGUGGCUCGGCUGGAGUUUGGGGUGCUGGAGCUGCUCGUCCUGGGGGUGCUCGUACUGGGGGUACUGGAGCUGCCGGGACUGGCUGUUCUGGGAGCACUGCGACUGGAGCUGCUGGAGCUGGGGACUCUGGCGCUGGCGGUGCUAGCGGAGUUGGAGCUGCCGACUCUGGGGGUGGCGCUGCUGCUGGUGCUGCGGACCCACCUGGUGGAGCUGCUGCUGGUGCUGAGGAGUCGGACGGUGGAGCUGCUGCUGGUGCUGUGGACCCGGACGCUGGAGCUCCUACUGGUGCUGAGGACCCGGCCGCUGGAGUCCCUUCUGCUUCUGGAGACGCUGCGCGGCCGCGACCGUACUUCGUACCGCUCCUUCAGCAGGUUCUUGGGCAGGCUCCUCCUCCUUGUCUUCCUCCCUCCGUAGAGUGUCCUCCGCCUGUCCAGCCGCAGUCACAGUUACCGCCUGCCUCGCCUCUCCCUGCUCCCUCUCCUUAUACUGGUCCCACAGGAGGUCUUACAGAGCGUCGUGAGCCUGAGUCUCGUCCUGCGUCGCCUGUUCGUCGUGCUCGCACUGGUAGUCGUGUCCGUCGUGAGCGUCCUCCUCCUGUCCCAGGCACUCACUACAUGACUCUGCGUCCCUCUACUGCUCCUCGGCGUGUCCCUCUACCGUCUCCUCCUGCGUCCUCUUUGCCUGCCGUUCCGGACCCUGAGUCUGACCGGUAUCGCGCUGAGCACCCUACAGUCACGCGUCUCCUCGCUACUGUUGUCACUGACCCUACCUUUGAGUCCUCGGCUGCGUCUGCUCUGGUCGCUGAGUUGGUUGACUUUGCUGCUGCCUGUCGUCUAGACUACGCUGCUAGCCUUGUUGCUGAGCCUGCGUCUGCGUCUGUCUGUCCUCCGUCCGUCGGGGGUGAGUGUGCUCUUGGCACGGACGUCCUUGAGGACAGGCAGGAGGACUUUGACUCUCUUGCGGCUGCUGUACCUCAUCUCGUGGCCUGGUUGCUUGCCCCUGAGGGAGACCCGGAUGCGCUAGACAUCCCCACUCCGCGCACUUACGCAGAGGCGAUCUCGGGUCCCUACUCCUCUCAGUGGCAGACAGCCAUGGACGCAGAGAUGGCAUCCUGGAAGUCCACAGGCACCUACGUCGACGAGGUUCCCCCUCCUGGGGCGAACAUCGUCGAUGGCAUGUGGAUUUUCAGGGUGAAGCGGCCGCCAGGUUCUCCGCCUGUCUUCAAGGCUCGUUACGUUGCUAGAGGCUUCAGUCAGCGUCAGGGGGUCGACUUCUUCCAGACCUUCUCCCCCACCCCGAAGAUGACCACUCUUCGGGUUCUGCUGCACGUUGCUGCUCAGCGUGACUACGAGCUUCACUCUCUUGACUUCAGCAUAGCGUUCCUGCAGGGCAGCCUGCACGAGGAGAUCUGGCUGCGCCGCCCACCUGGCUUUACUGGGUCGUUUCCCCCUGGUACCCAGUGGAGUCUCCGCCGGCCAGUCUACGGUCUCCGCCAGGCGCCACGUGAGUGGCACGACACACUGAGGACUACUCUUGCGGCUCUUGGGUUCGCGCCGUCUACUGCUGACCCGUCGCUGUUUCUGCGCACAGACACGUCGCUGCCGCCGUUCUACAUUCUCGUGUACGUCGACGACUUGGUCUUUGCUACUGCUGACACUGAGGCACUCGCUCGUGUGAAAGCUCGCCGCACCAUCACCCUGACUCAGUCACACAUGGUGCAGCAGGUCCUUCAGCGCUUCGGCUUCCAGUUCUCCUCACCACAGGCCACACCUCUGGCUACCAGCCACUCGCUCUCAGCUCCACCUUCGGACGAGUCCGUAGAGCCGAGUGGCCCGUACCCAGAGCUUGUAGGCUGCCUCAUGUACCUGAUGACUUGCACGCGACCUGACCUCGCGUACCCUCUUAGCAUCCUUGCUCGUUACGUUGCGCCUGGGAGACACAGGCGAGAGCACUGGGAGGCUGCUAAGAGGGUGCUGCGUUACCUGUGCAGUACAUCAGGCAUGGGGCUGGUGCUUGGAGGACGCGACAGAGUUGUCCUCACUGGUCACUCGGACGCCUCUUGGGUGGACGACCUGGCUACGCAGCGGUCGUCACAGGGUUACACCUUCAGCCUUGGCUCUGGUUCUGUCUCGUGGCGGUCCACCCGCUCUUCCUCUGUUCUCGGCUCUAGUUGUGAGGCUGAGAUCUACGCCACAGCCAUGGCUGCACAGGAGUUACGCUGGCUCACCUACCUGCUGACUGACUUGGGAGAGCGGCCUAGUUCUCCUCCAGUUCUGUACGGUGACAACAAGGCGGCUCUUGCCUUGUGUCAGGAGCACAGACUGGAGCACAGGACGAAGCACAUUGCUCUUCGCUACUUUCUUGCUCGAGAGCUUCAGCAGCGCGGUCAGCUUCGGCUUGUGUACGUGGACUCGAAGGCCAAUACUGCUGAUAUCUUCACCAAGGCGCUCCCGCCUAGUGAUCAUCAGCGGCACUGUACUUCUUUAGGCCUUGUGUCCACGUUUCCUCACUUGCUCACUGCUUGA
Messenger RNA from Closterium sp. Yama58-4, 4602 nucleotides. Lineage: Eukaryota; Viridiplantae; Streptophyta; Zygnematophyceae; Desmidiales; Closteriaceae. The record is from the annotation of a GenBank genome assembly.